GUUUACAUCUCUCCUCUCUUCUUUCGCUGAGAGACUCAGAUUGAAGAGAGAGAGAGAGAUUGGGAGGGAGCGCUGAGGAGAAACUCAGGCUGAAGAAGGAGAGAGCUUGAAGCGAUCGAUCUGUGUUAGAGAGAAGAAGAUGUCGAGGUCUAGAGGGUUUCUAUGUAGUUUUUCGGGGGCUUCGAUUGAUCUAUUUGGAGAGCAGCGAAGGAGGCUGCGUGAUGAGGUGGAGGCGGCGAUAGAGCCGGAGAGAGGGGAGGAAGCCGUCGGAGAAUCGGGGGUGGAGGAAAACCGGUGGUCGCGGAUGCUUCCGGAGCUGAUGGAGGAUAUCAUAGGGAGGGUGGAGGCGAGCGAGGACCGGUGGCCUCUGCGGAAGAACGUGGUUUCCUGCGCUUGUGUAUGUCGGAGGUGGAGGGAGAUCACUACUGGAAUGGUCGGAUCUACUCAGGAUACCGGGAAGAUCACCUUUCCUUCAUCUCUUAAACAGCCGGGGCCGAGCGAAUUGCCUAUCCAGUGCUUUAUUAAGAGGAACAAGAACAACUCGACAUUCUAUCUCUAUCUCAGUCUAACCCAGACUUUUAUGGACAAAGGGAAGUUUCUGUUGGCGGCGCGGAGGGUUCGGCGUGGUUACCACACUGAAUAUAUGAUUUCCCUUGAUGCAGAUGAUCUCUCUCGAGGAAGCAUAGCAUACAUGGGAAAGUUGAGAUCAAAUUUCCUCGGCACAAAGUUCAUGCUGUACGACAGCAAACCGCCGUACGACGGCGCGAAGGCUUCGAACAGCCGAGCAAGCCGCCGACUUGCGAGCAAGCGAAUCAGCCCCCAGGUUGGCACUGGAAACUUUGAGAUCGGCCAAGUUACAUACAAAUUCAACCUUCUUAAAUCACGAGGACCAAGACGAAUGCUCUGCACUUUACAUUGCCCUGCCGGAAAGCCGCCACCACCGCCAUCAGCAGCAGCAGACGGCCAACAACACAGUUCGACGAAAAUCUCUAAACUAGAAGCGACGAGCUCCAUCGUUCUCAAGAACAAAUCUCCGAGGUGGCACGAGCAUCUCCAAUGCUGGUGUUUGAAUUUUCACGGACGCGUGACGGUUGCAUCGGUUAAGAAUUUCCAGUUGGUUGCUGCGGCAGAUCCAAGCCAGACUGCUGGAGGAGGAGGAGAAGGAGCCAUGGAGGACGACACAGUGUUGCUUCAGUUCGGAAAGGUUGGAGAUGACUUGUUCACGAUGGAUUACAGAGAGCCCCUCUCUGCUUUCCAGGCUUUCGCAAUCUGCCUCUCGAGCUUUGGAACUAAGUUAGCUUGUGAAUGAGCUGACCAUAGUUGAUUUAUUGCUCUGUAUUUCUUGUUGGUAUCUAUUAAAAAAAAGGAAAAUUUACAUAUAUACCAUACAAUUCCCAUGCAUUUACAUAUCUAACACCUAAAAUUUGAUAUUUACAUUUACAACACUUUGAUAUGCAAAACUCGUGCAUGAAAAUAUGCAUUUCACUUUAAAAUUUUUAGUGAUUGCGCCUUUUUUGUUACUGCGUCGUCGAACAUUGAGUGUUCAAUGUUAUGUAUGUAAAUAUGAAAGUUUAGGUGUUAGAUAUGCAAAUAUAUAAGAAUUGUGUGGUCUGUAUGUAAACACCCCUUACAAAAAAAAAAAAAAAGACCUGGUUUAUUGUAUCCGACUCGAUCUUCCAUAUUGGUUCUCAUAUUUGUUGCUGUUUAACGGUCGAACGAACAG
Molecule: messenger RNA, 1723 nt
Organism: Phalaenopsis equestris
Lineage: Eukaryota; Viridiplantae; Streptophyta; Magnoliopsida; Asparagales; Orchidaceae
Product: tubby-like F-box protein 1
Exons: 4
Coding region: 140-1309 (389 amino acids)
Source: RefSeq, a predicted model, not a curated record